Hypomesus transpacificus is the source of this 3736-nucleotide messenger RNA. RefSeq names its product gephyrin a (gene gphna). Gene Ontology annotation, molecular function: molybdopterin molybdotransferase activity. The transcript has 24 exons. Bases 257 to 2692 code for a protein of 811 amino acids. Gene Ontology annotation, biological process: gamma-aminobutyric acid receptor clustering; glycine receptor clustering; Mo-molybdopterin cofactor biosynthetic process. Gene Ontology annotation, cellular component: cytoplasm; postsynaptic specialization; cytosol. NCBI's taxonomy places the organism in Eukaryota, Metazoa, Chordata, Actinopteri, Osmeriformes, Osmeridae. The record is from RefSeq and is a predicted model, not a curated record.
UCAAAUCUGCUAAAUGUGUGGCGGUCAUGGAUUUCAGCAUAUGUUAAGACAUUUUUCAUAAACGACAUCUCUUAUUUUUAGCUGGACGACUGAUAUCACAUGUCGGAAGCAUAUAACCUCAUUGGUUUUGCUACAGGACUUACGUCUGAAUUCGUCUUGUCAGGGCUUGUUCGGUUCUUCCCUCCUCCCCUUCACACUCAGAGUUUGAUGCGCUCUGUUCUCGUCUUUGCCAGUGUGGGCCAGAGCGCAGGGGAUCAUGGCGUCAGACGGGAUGAUUUUAACCAACCACGAUCACCAAAUUCGAGUCGGAAUUUUAACUGUGAGUGACAGCUGUUUUAGGAAUCUUGCAGAGGACCGUAGUGGAGUCAACUUGAAAGACCUGGUCCAUGACCCGUCACUGCUGGGAGGCGUCAUAUCAGCCUAUAAAAUAGUUCCUGAUGAAAUAGAUGAGAUUAAGGAGACCCUAUUGGACUGGUGUGAUGAGAUGGAGCUAAACCUGGUCCUGACCACUGGGGGCACCGGCUUUGCUCCUCGAGAUGUCACACCCGAGGCCACCAGGGAGGUGAUAGAGCGCGAGGCUCCAGGGAUGGCUCUGGCCAUGCUCAUGGGCUCUCUCAACGUCACGCCUCUCGGCAUGCUGUCCAGGCCAGUGUGUGGGAUCAGGGGGAAAACCCUCAUCAUUAACCUGCCAGGCAGCAAGAAGGGCUCUCAGGAGUGUUUCCAGUUCAUCCUGCCGGCCCUCCCACACGCCAUCGACCUGCUGCGUGAUGCCAUCGUGAAGGUGAAGGGUGUCCACGACGCUCUGCAAGACCUCCCCUCCCCCCCUCCCCCACUGUCCCCUCCGCUCCGCCACUCCCCCCCGCGCCACACCAAGGACUGCGGGGUGCAGUGUGAGGAAGAGGAGGAGGAGGAGAGGAAGAGCAACAGUCUGACCUCCAACCACCUUGGCUCCUCCCACAUCACCGCGGCCGCCAUCGCUGCCAAGAGGGGGACGCCACCCCCCAACCACGCUGUUGUCAUGGCGAAAGGUGGGCACUACCUGCCUGGCCACACACCUGUCCCGACACAUUUCACCUGUUCCUGUGGCGACCCCCCGAUCCCUGACGCCAUCAUCUCGCGGGGUGUCCAGGCUCGGGACACUGCGUCCCUCAGCACCACCCCCUCAGAGUCUCCACGUGCCCAGGCCACCUCCCGUCUCUCCACUGCCUCCUGCCCCACCCCCAAGGCGCGGCUCCCCUCUUCCUGCUCAUCCACUUAUAGUAAUUCACAGGCCUCCAGGAGAGAGUUCAGGGCUCACCUUGAUGAGGUCAUCAGGCUCAAGGCCAGGUACUCUACCCUGGACCAGGUUCAGUCACGUUGUGGCAGCAAGGAGAACAUUCUUAGAGCCAGCCACAGCGCGGUGGACAUCAGCAAGGUGGCGAGGCGUCACCGCAUGUCUCCGUUCCCCCUCACCUCCAUGGAUAAGGCCUUUAUCACUGUGCUGGAGAUGACCCCUGUACUGGGCACCGAGAUCAUAAACUACAGAGAUGGGAUGGGGCGGGUCCUGGCUCAGGAUGUUUACGCCAAAGACAACCUCCCUCCCUUCCCCGCUUCUGUGAAGGACGGCUACGCUGUCCGAGCUGCGGAUGGCCCGGGAGACCGCUUCAUCAUGGGGGAGUCCCAGGCAGGCCAGCAGCCCAGCCACACGGUGAUGCCAGGCCAGGUGAUGAGGGUCACCACUGGGGCUCCCAUCCCCUGCGGGGCAGACGCUGUGGUCCAGGUGGAGGACACGGAACUGCUCAGGGAGUCCGAGGAUGGCACAGAGGAGCUGGAGGUGAGGAUCCUGGUGCAGGCGCGCCCUGGCCAAGACAUCAGGCCCAUCGGUCAUGACAUCAAGCGGGGGGAGUGCGUGCUGUCUAAGGGAACCCACAUGGGGCCUUCAGAGAUCGGUCUGUUGGCCACCGUGGGGGUCACCGAGGUGGAGGUACAGAAAUUCCCUGUGGUGGCUGUCAUGUCAACUGGCAACGAGCUGUUGAACCCAGAAGAUGACCUCCACCCUGGAAAGAUCCGAGACAGCAACAGAUCCACUCUGCUGGCGACCAUCCAGGAACACGGCUACCCUACCAUCAACCUGGGCAUCGUUGGAGACAACCCAGACGAUCUUCUCAACGCACUGAACGAGGGCAUCAGUCGCGCUGAUGUCAUCAUCACCUCAGGGGGCGUGUCCAUGGGGGAGAAGGACUACCUGAAGCAGGUGCUGGACAUCGACCUCCAUGCCCACAUCCACUUUGGACGGGUCUUCAUGAAGCCAGGCCUCCCUACCACAUUUGCCACUGUUGACAUCGACGGUGCACGGAAACUCAUUUUUGCUUUGCCAGGUAACCCUGUGUCAGCAGUGGUCACCUGUAACCUGUUUGUGAUUCCUGCCCUGAGGAAGAUGCAGGGUAUCCUGGAUCCUCGGCCAACUAUCAUCAAGGCCAGGUUGUCUUGUGACGUGAAGCUGGAUCCUCGUCCAGAGUACCAUCGCUGUAUUCUCACCUGGCAUCACCAGGAGCCCCUGCCCUGGGCACAGAGUACAGGUAACCAGAUGAGUAGCCGCCUGAUGAGCAUGCGCAGCGCCAACGGCCUGCUGAUGCUGCCCCCGAAGACGGAGCAGUACGUUGAGCUGCACAAGGGGGAGGUGGUGGACGUCAUGGUGAUUGGCCGGCUAUGAUGUCACUUUCUGGACGGAGCAGCGCUGCAUGUUCACAUAUCAUCAAACUAUCCCAUUAAUAUGCAAUGGCACAGCUAGUUUGUACUGAACUGGGAUAUCGACUUCUCAAUCACAAAGGAUACUAUAGGAGUACAUUUAUCAAUCUCAAUGUGAAGAAAAAAAAAGAUCAUUGUAUUUACAAGACAGAAAAAAUAUGAGCUUUUGAAGUGAAGAAUAUAUGAAAUAUAAGAGAUUUAUUCUGUAUUAUAUCCUUGUUAUAAUUAUCAUGAUUAUUAUAUUUAAUUAUUAUCGUUAUUGAUAUUAUCAUUAUAUUAUAUUAUAUUAUCAACUGUGUUCUCUUUCCUCCCAUUUGCUUUGUGUGUUCAGUGCUAGCCCCUCCCUUUCCUGUUAGCUGUAGCAGUAGAGCUCCUCUGGAGAUGCCCAUUUCCUCUCCCGGCAGGAUAUGAUGUCAGAACAUUGCUCUGGCUGGAGAGGAGGGCUGUAUCAUCCUUAUGGUGCAAUUAGGUGACAUAUUUUCCCUCUAGUGCUUCUAUGCCUCAUAUCUCCCUCAUUUAAUCUCCAUAAGGGCUUUAUAGCCAGCUUCGCUUGUUGUUUAUCCUGUGAGUCGUGUUUAUGUGCGCGGUGCCAAAUGUGCAGGCAUGGGCAAGGUAGUGGGGUUAUCCGGUCACAACAGUUGACCUAUCCUCCAGAUUCCUACCACCUCACCUGCCUAUUUGCCCUGACCCCAUCUACUACCCCACUUGCCCCCAUCUAUUACCCCACCAGGUCACCCACCCACCCAGAGGCUGGGGAGACAGGAGAAAACUUUCUCUUUCAUUACUUUCAUCUUUCAGAAGGGAGAACCAGCUUAUUUAAGUGGGGACUGCCUUUUUAACAACUGUUUAAAACAAUGUACAGAAAAAGAGUAAUAUUGUACAGAAAUGCGACCAGCACUCUUAUGUAAGACAUUAUCAAAGCAAUGAGAGGUCAUUGAAGAACUCUGUACUAUAACAUUUUCUGUAAUGAUAUUGAAAUUAAUAAUAAAAAAACAAUCCUUGAUCAUUA